Messenger RNA from Geodia barretti, 843 nucleotides. The record is from the annotation of a GenBank genome assembly. Lineage: Eukaryota; Metazoa; Porifera; Demospongiae; Tetractinellida; Geodiidae.
AUGGCAGAUUACGCUCAUCCCGAGUCUCUGGUCAGCACAGAGUGGGUUGCCGAGCACGGCGCCGAUAGCAACAUUCGGCUAGUCGAGGUAGAUGUCGACACCAAUGCGUACGAACAGGGACAUAUCGCCGGUGCCGUUGGCUGGAACUGGCAGUCCCAGUUGCAGCAGUCGGUACGUCGCGACCUGGCAUCCAAGGAGGAAAUUGAGCAGUUGCUGGGCGGCUCUGGCAUCGGAAACGAUGCCACGGUAAUUCUGUACGGAGACAACAAUAACUGGUUCGCCGCCUGGGCCUUCUGGCAGCUCAAGUAUUACGGGCACAAGGACGUCCGGAUGAUGAAUGGCGGCCGGGCCAAAUGGGAGGCAGAGGGACGGCCCCUGACCACCGAUGUUCCCAGUCCUGCGUCCACUUCUUAUACUGCAAAUGAGGGUGACCAAAGCAUCCGGGCUUAUCGUGACCAGGUGCUGUCGCUAGUCAAUUCCGGCAGCGUCUCGCUGGUGGACGUACGCUCGCCUGCCGAAUUCAGCGGCGAACUGCUGGCGCCGGCCAAUGUGCCUCAGGAGGGCUCGCAGCGCGGUGGACACAUCCCCGGUGCCGCCAACAUACCCUGGGGUCAGGCUGUGGAUGAGGACGGGACUUUCAAGUCGGCCGAUGCCCUGCGGGAUCUCUACGGUGGGAAAGGCAUUGAUGGCAAUCAGGAAACGAUCGCUUACUGCCGCAUCGGUGAGCGCUCGUCCCACACCUGGUUCGUUCUGACCCAAUUGCUGGGGAUGGGGAACGUUCGCAACUACGACGGCUCGUGGACCGAGUGGGGCAGCAUUGUCGGGGCCCCUAUCGAGAAGUAG